Spodoptera exigua (beet armyworm) is the source of this 1606-nucleotide messenger RNA. The record is from the annotation of a GenBank genome assembly. Lineage: Eukaryota; Metazoa; Arthropoda; Insecta; Lepidoptera; Noctuidae.
GAUAAAUUAUCUGAAUUGAAUUAUAUAAACUGUAAAUGUAUUGGUAAAUCUUGUAUAGUGAUAGAAACAGGUGAUAUGAGGCUGCUGGUGGUUCUAAGUCUGGCAGCAGUAGCCGUACAUGGCGCCAAUGUGAGGCAGCAGCGUCGGUUCCCUGAUGACUUCCUCUUUGGAGCCGCUACAGCCGCCUACCAGAUCGAAGGAGCAUGGAAUGAAGAUGGCAAAGGAGAAAAUAUCUGGGAUCAUAUGAUCCACACUAAUCCAAGUGUCAUCAGAGACGUGACCAACGGUGACGUCGCUGCUGACUCCUACCACAACUACAAGCGUGAUGUCGAGAUGAUGAGGGAAUUAGGCCUGGAUGCUUACAGGUUCUCCCUCUCUUGGCCUCGGAUCCUCCCUACAGGCAUGGCCAAUGAGGUCAACCCAGCUGGCAUCACUUUUUACAACAACUAUAUCAAUGAAAUGUUGAAAUACAAUAUCACUCCGAUGGUAACCCUCUAUCAUUGGGAUCUUCCUCAAAAGCUGCAGGACUUGGGUGGUUUUGCUAACCCUGUCUUCAGCGAUUGGUUCGAAGACUACGCGAGGGUUGUCUUUGAGAACUUCGGAGACAGAGUCAAGAUGUUCAUCACUUUCAACGAGCCUAGAGAGAUCUGUUACCAGGGUUACGGAGGUGAUCUUAAGGCUCCCAUCUUAAACUCCACAGCCGUGGGAACAUAUUUGUGUGCAAAGCACCUGUUGAUAGGUCAUGCGAAGGCCUACCACCUGUACAAUAAGGAGUUUAAGCCAACUCAAGGUGGACAGUGCGGUAUUACCAUCAGUGUAAAUUGGUUUGGCCCAGCUACAGAUUCUGCUGAAGAUCAAAUGGCUGCUGAGAUCAAGAGACAAGCCGAGUGGGGUAUUUACGCACACCCUAUCUUCUCAUCCGAAGGAGGAUUUCCUAAAGAAUUCUCCGAAAGAGUUGCAGAGAAAAGUGCUAAGCAAGGAUACAGACGGUCUCGUCUCCCGGAGUUCACAGAAGAAGAGAAAGACUUUGUGAGAGGAUCAUCAGACUUUUUUGGAGUGAACCAUUACACUGCAAGACUGAUUUCUGCUACAUUAUACAAGGAGAUAGUCCCGGUGCCGUCACUCUUGGAUGAUAUGGAUGUUGGCCAUUAUGCGCCAGAUGACUGGGCUACAUCAGCUUCUUCUUGGCUUGUGUUGGCGCCAAACAGCAUUUUCAACGCACUAAAGCAUUUAAAAGAAAGGUACAACAACCCCAAUUUCUACGUGACUGAGAAUGGAUGGUCUACUUAUUAUGAAGCUGGUCUAAUUGAUGAAGACAGGAUCACCUACUAUAGGGCUUCGAUGGAGAGCCUCUUGAACUGCUUGGAUGAUGGCAUCAACCUCAAGGGUGAGCGGUUUGGCCUCUACGAGGUGGACUUCUCGGACCCUGCUCGCACGCGCACCCCCAGGAAGUCAGCGUUCGUGUACAAGCACAUCAUCAAACAUCGCGCCGUGGACUAUGAAUACGACCCAGAGAGCAUGACCAUGACUAUCGAUGAGGGACAUUGAUGACCAUUUUGUUGUUUUUAACUCAAUGAUUUUAUUAAACACUGUUUUAUAUUAAAAC